AAAAAACAGUAAGACCAUGCUUGAAGAACUGUAGUCAUACAAGCGAUUGGGUAUGUUAUUUGGCUUUAACAGCAGCCACACUGGUCAAAACAAAAUAUCAAAAUAAAAACAAUGGACCUGCAAUUCGAUAGUGAGACCUAUUGGAACCGAUCCUCCCGAGCAGCCUUUAGUUUUGAUGAUGAGGACGAGGUGGAUCUCGGUCCAGAGUUGGCCACCAAUGGAAUACUCGCCGACGACGCCAUUUCGGAGGCUAGUUUUAACAACAGUGUAACGCUUAAUCUUUCGAUAAAGUCUAUUUUAAGCGAGGAAGCUCUAAAAUUGGUGCUUCAGGAGCAGGCCUUGGAUGAUAGAGUCCUGCCAAAAGGUGUUUCACCGGAGGAGGAGUUGAAGAUACUUCGCCGGCAACUCCAGAGCACUCUAUACAGUCCAAAUCUGGACGCAACAGCACAGAAGUUGCUGCAGGGCAAGACGGCUCCUUUGGAGAUGUUUAAGUCCCUGCAGGAGAAGCAGCAACUGCUGGACACACUUAUCUCCCAGGGUGGCGGUCAUGCCGUCAUCACUGUCCUGCUGUUUCUUAAAAGAACGCUGAACACUAUUCAGUUUCAUGGGAUUUUAAGGGAACGUCCCAAGGCAUUGGAAGAGUAUCUGAGUUAUCUGAAGGACAGUGGCGACCUUGCCGGCCAUAUAGACUUGCUGCAGCGGUUCGGACGUCACCAGGAAGCGGCUCUUAGGCAGUUUCAAGCGGCCUUGUCGUCAAGAGAUGUCGCUACCAGAAAAAAACAUCUCCAACUCUUGGUAGAUGCAUACGCCACUGCGGGAGUGGGCGUAAUACCGCUCUACGAACAGGUUUUUCAUUCUGCUCUUAAGAUGCUGCAGCUAUUGGAGAAGGAGAAUGGUUUGGGCAAAAAUCUCAGGGAUAUGACUACGCCAAUUGAAGUACUUUAUGCCUGCUGUCAGGCGAACAACAAUUGGAAGGAGCAGGAUAUGCUUAAGCCCAUGUCACCUCAGCGAUUUGCCGCCGAUCAGCAAAUCUCACCGGCCCAAUAUGAGUGGACUGCUCUUAAUGAAAGGGCACAUGCUCAAGCUUACGCAGAUCUGGAGUGCAUCUUCGAGCGAGUUCCCAGCUGGCAUCCGCUGAAAACGAAGCAGUUUCACAUCAGCUUUGAUCUCACUCUGGCCGUCCUCCGACUUUAUGAACUGCAGGCGCCAUCGACCGUUCUCCAGCUAUUCCUGUCCAAGAUGGGAAACAGUGUGGAGAAACUAGCUCUGGCUCAACGUGUAAAGUGCAUCAAGGCGGUGAUCGAUGCCAUGGCUGGGCUGAAGCAGCAGCAGGAACUGCAACAGCUGAAGGACACCCUGCCCGAGCGUUCCGAGGAGCAGUUCUACUGCGAGAACGCCCUGAAAGCGCUUACAAGCAAGCGCUGGACCACCGACAACAUCAAACUCAAGCUUUAGAAUCCUCUUUCUUUUAUUUGUAUAAACGUAUUUUAUUGUUAAUCAUAUAUAUGUGUAUAUAAU
Molecule: messenger RNA, 1518 nt
Organism: Drosophila ficusphila
Lineage: Eukaryota; Metazoa; Arthropoda; Insecta; Diptera; Drosophilidae
Gene: Vps16B
Product: vacuolar protein sorting-associated protein 16B
Exons: 1
Coding region: 112-1455 (447 amino acids)
Biological process (GO): intracellular protein transport; vacuolar transport
Cellular component (GO): cytoplasm
Source: RefSeq, a predicted model, not a curated record